Sungouiella intermedia is the source of this 3858-nucleotide messenger RNA. The record is from the annotation of a GenBank genome assembly. Lineage: Eukaryota; Fungi; Ascomycota; Pichiomycetes; Serinales; Metschnikowiaceae.
AUGAAAUUCGGUAAGACCUUUGUGUCCCAUCAGAUUCCUGAAUGGUCGCCCUACUACAUGAACUAUAAGCAUUUGAAGAAAGUGAUCAAGACCAUCGAUACAUUCAUCAAUUACCAUUCGUUCAAUGCUUUGGAGCUUCCUGAGCUCAUCUCCUCGGUGCUUUCACAGUUCUUCUUUGAGUUGGAUAGAGAUAUCGAAAAGGUGUCUGAAUUCUUCAAUUCCAAGUUCAGUGAGUACCAGAGAAGAUCUGCUCGAAUUAUUCACGUGGUUGGCUACGCUAAUGGGAGAAUCACCCACCAGGUCGAUACCACCGAUGAGUUAGAUGAGAUUGUGUCGAUUUUGCUCGAGUUGAGAACAAUCUACCGGAAUUUAAAGUGGUUUGGCGACCUCAAUCACAAGGGCUUCAUCAAGAUCUUGAAAAAGCUCGAUAAAAAGUUGCUGUAUCUCACCACGUUGGCCAAUGAUCAAUUGCACCACGACAAUCCUGACCAAAAGGACUUGCCAGUGAUCAACUUGCCUAACAACAACAAGGAAACGUAUCUUACAACACGUGUGGAUGCCUUGCCAUUUGCCAACGAAAGUGAACUUUUGUCGGCAUUGGACACCAUCAACAGCAUCUUGAACCAGUUGGGCGAGCAGCAGUUGGAGCUUGAAAAUUAUCUUGAAGAGGUUGAAGCUAAGCAGGGCACCUUGGACAAUGUUACCGCGAAUGUAAAUACGCUCAAGAUCGGCAACAAGAGGAAGUACUCGUUUGAUAAGGAGUCUUUGGAGGGAUUCUAUGAUCUCAUCUAUCAAAAUCGUGCAGAUGAGCUUUUGGCCAAAUUGGAUAGUUUGGAUGCCAGAUCAAAGCUGUUGAAGCUUUUACUUUCACUUUUGAAUAGGGCCACUCUCACCGACUCCUUGGAAUGUAUCGACAUGUUGUUCGAUUACCUUGUGGAAUUUUCAAAGUCUUGCGAUCCUCCUGCCUCUCCUCUCUUUGAUUCCGACGACAUUAGUGGUAGAAACUUCUUCCACCAGCAUGUGGUUUCUUUGGGCAAGAAGCAGCUCAUCAAGGAACAGCAGCUGGUGACUCCUGGUGAGUCCAGUGAAAUCAACAGACUUUAUGGCAACAAAAGUGGGCCUGAUGGCAUUCAGCUAACUCCCGUUCGAGUUGAAGGUUUAGUACACAUUUUGUCCAAGAUGGACAACUAUCCGGAAUAUCAGGAUAUGUUGAUGGGCAGAGAUUCUUACUUCAGGACGCCAUUGCACUAUUCUGCACAAUAUGGAAUUAAAGAUGUGGCCAAAAUCAUCUUCGAGUACUUGUUGAAAUGGAAGUUGGUUGAACCUCUGACGCCCAUUGACUUGGUACUGUUGUGGGGAGAUCAAGAAGGUCUCACACCUUUGCACCUUGCGAUUAUUGGAAAACAUCCCAAGACAUGUCUCAACUUGCUCGCUUUUUCACAGACAAUGCUCUCGUGUCCAAAUCUUGUUUUGUUGGCAACAAGAUUGAAAUGCGAUGAGAUUGUGAAAAGCUUGGUGGAGUCCAGAUUGGUUGAUGUCAACUUCACAGACUCGGAGGAUAACAAUGAAACUGCUCUUUACAUUGCCUCCAAACUGAACCUCAAGGAAUUGGUAAAUUACUUAUUACUGAGAGGUGCUGAUACCGAACUCGGAGAGAAUGUGUUUGGCUGGACGCCUAUUUUUGCUGCUGCUGCUGAAGGGUACAAGGAGAUUGUCGAAGAGUUGAAAACUUUCGGUGCUAUGUACAAUUUGGUUGAUGACUCUGGCUGGCUUCCCAUGGAGCACGCCUCCUUGCGUGGACACUUGGAUGUUGCAGACUUAUUGAAACCUCUAGACGACAAUUUGCUCUUGUAUGACAUUGAUGACCCUUCCAAGAACACCCCAAGAGUGGCAAAUGCGCUGUCGCGGUCCAACUCAGCCGUGACUUCUCCAUUCUUGAACCCAACAAGCGAAGAAAUGCUUCUUUCCACGAGUUCCAUCGAUAAGCUUCCAGAACUGAACAGGUCUGCUGUCAAUGAAGUCUAUCGCCAGUUCAAGCAGUUAGACAAUGGGUCGCAAACUUCAGUGAAUUUACCUUCCAGUCCGAAUGGAAAUGGGGAUGCUUUGAGCAUGACUCCCCGGAACCCAUCUAGGUCAAGAUCACCUGUUAACAGAAGAAAGAUGAAACCAAUCAAAUCGUUUGGUCACCGUUACUUAACGAAAGAAGAACAGUUGAUUUUGAUCACCUUGGGAACAACCGACCUCAGAGACGAAACGAAACCGAUUGAUUUGAGCAAAAUCUCCAUGUCCAAGAGUUUCUUCACCGAAUUGGAUACGGCGCUUUCGCUUGUGAUUACCUGUCGCCAUAAAGUGACAAAAGUUGUCAUCGAGACCCCAGUCAUCGUGGAUUUGCCCUUAGAGGAUCAACAUGGAAGUGCAACUGACCCAAUAUCAUUCAAAUUGAUCAAUGGAUUACAGUCGUCGGAGGUUUUUGUGACAUUUGACAUUGUACCCACAUACCAGUACCCAGCCAGCACUUUGAGCUCCAAAAACAAAGAGAAAAUUUUGGGCAGAGGAGUUGCUAUGCUUAACAACGCCUACACUAAAGUGGGCAACAACUUGCGUUCAUUACACAACACAAUCACUAUUCCUAUCAUCGAGCAAGCUUCUCUUGACGUGUUGGGAACCUUAAACUUCGAGUAUUUGUGCGUUACUCCCUUUGUACAUCCUCAGAUGUCGAUCACCAGAUCUGACACAUAUUGGAAACAGUUAGUUUCGACGAGAGUCAUCGGACACAGAGGAUUGGGAAAGAAUAUGAACAACAGAAAAUCGUUGCAAUUGGGAGAAAACACAGUAGAGUCGUUCAUUGCUGCUGCCUCCUUGGGUGCUUCUUAUGUCGAGUUUGAUGUGCAACUUACGAAGGAUUUUGUUCCAGUAAUUUACCACGACUUCUUAGUUGCUGAAUCUGGUGUUGAUAUCCCCAUGCACUCGUUAACUGCCGAGCAAUUCUUAGGACUCAGUGAGCAAGAAGGUUCACAGAAGCACAGUUCGAUCUUCAAGUAUGACAAGGUGAAUGGAAAUGCCAAUGUGUCAAAAAACUUUGCCAUGGAUGACGAGCUUUUGGGUAAAUACAACCGUCCUAGACUGAUGUCAUCUUAUCCGUCAGCACCCAACUUCUCAUCGCACAUUGAAGAUGAAGAGUUGGAUCGUGAGUUUCAGGACCAGAUGUUCAGGAGAAUGAAGCUUACCAAGACUUGGAAAGAGAAAGGGUUCAAAGGAAAUGCUAGAGGAUUAUCAGUUGCAUCCAACUUUGUGACAUUGAAAGAGCUUUUCAAGAGAUUACCCAAGAAUGUUGGAUUCAAUAUGGAACUCAAGUAUCCUAUGUUGGAUGAAGCCGAACAAGAAAGUAUGGGAGAAGUUGCUUUUGACAUGAACUUCUAUGUGGAUACCAUUUUGAAAACGGUUUACGACGAGAACACUACAGGCAGAGACAUCUUGUUUUCGUCGUUCCACCCAGAUAUUUGUCUGUUGUUGUCCUUGAAGCAGCCUACGAUGCCUAUUUUGUUUUUGACCGAGGCUGGAACUCAGUAUAUGGCCGAUAUCCGUGCGUCAUCAUUGCAAAAUGCGAUCAGGUUUGCUAAGAAGUGGAACCUUUUAGGUAUUGUGAGUGCAGCCAAAACUUUGGUCAAGACGCCCAGAUUGGCACAGGUGGUCAAAAGCUCUGGAUUGGUUUGUGUUACUUACGGAGUGGAAAACAACUCUCCAGAUUUGUGUAAGAUCCAAAUGAAGGCCGGUGUGGAUGCUGUUAUCGCCGAUUCGGUUUUGGCAGUGCGUGAGGGCAUGAGAAAGGAGGAGGGAAAAGAGGAGAUUGCAAUUUAG